AUGUACGGACACAACAGCACCGCAUUCCCACGCGCCGCCGACUUCCAGUUCCAGGGCUCGCCACCGGCUCAUCCGUUGCUUUAUCAUGAGCAGCUGCUCGUCUCGGCUGAGUUCAGCAACAGCUGCAGCAGCGGCUCCAGCAGCUACGGCGCCUCCCCGAUCAGCAGCUGGACUGGUGGUGGCGCUACGCUGAUUCAGCGCAGCGUCAGCAGCCAUUCGCUCCAGAAGACCUCUUGCGGGACCCACAGGCUGGUCUCCGACUUGCUCGAGUCGGAGACCGGCCCCGUCCGUAGGGUUUACAGCACCGGAGACUUGGAUUUGCAGCUGAUAAAUAAUAUGAACAAUGGAAUGCCACAGCAAUUGCAAUAUUGUGGUUACAAUAGAUCAUCAUCAGAAACUAGUCCCUUGUCGAGUGAGAGCAGUAUGAUCAUAGAAGGGAUGAGCAAAGCCUGUCGAUAUAAUCCUGAGGAGAAGAAAGAGAGAAUUGAGAGGUAUAGAAACAAGCGCAACCUCAGGAACUUCAACAAGACCAUUAAGUAUGCUUGCCGGAAGACGUUGGCGGACAGCCGGCCACGCAUCAGAGGACGAUUUGCAAGGAAUGACGAAAUUGAGAAGAACUCUCCUGUUCAGUGGAGUCACGUAAGUGGGGAGGAAGACGAGGAGGACGGCGAUAGCUGGAUCAACCUUCUGGAUGCAUUCUCUUCUAUUGAAUCUAAUUCCAUGAUCUAG
Molecule: messenger RNA, 729 nt
Organism: Prunus armeniaca (apricot)
Lineage: Eukaryota; Viridiplantae; Streptophyta; Magnoliopsida; Rosales; Rosaceae
Source: the annotation of a GenBank genome assembly